Messenger RNA from Momordica charantia (bitter melon), 2641 nucleotides. NCBI's taxonomy places the organism in Eukaryota, Viridiplantae, Streptophyta, Magnoliopsida, Cucurbitales, Cucurbitaceae. The record is from RefSeq and is a predicted model, not a curated record.
CACGGGAUCUCGUACCAGUAAAGAUUUAUAUAAGGCAGAUCAUGCUUUGUCUUAAUCAACAACCAAUGGUGAGAUUUAAGAAAUGAAAUAUAGAGGAUAUGGGAAAAAGGUAGAAGGUUGGGGACGGAAGCGACGAAGGGUGUGUACAGUGCUGUAGUGGACGGUAGCGGGCGAGUUCUUGAGCAGUGGACCCCCAUUUAUGUGAAGCCACAGCCACAGCACCGCCUCCACCUUCUUCAUUUGAUCAUCGCUUUUCCCUUUACAUCCAAAUUCCCAUGCUUCCUUUUUCUUCUCCUGCUCGCCGUGCCCACUUCUUCUCCCAGGUCUCUAAAUCUAAUCUUAAUUUCUCUCUUCUCCCACCUUGGCUUUAAUCUAGUUUUGAAUCCCAUUAUUUUAUUGCUGCAGUUGGAUCCAGCUCCCCCUCAUGCCUCCACCGCCGAAUGCCGACGACGCCGCCGUCGAAUGCUACGCCUGUACUCAGGCCGGCGUUCCCGCGUUCCACUCCACGAGCUGCGGCCAGUGGGAGGCCUCCGCCGGCUCCUCCCUCGUCCCCAUCCAAUUUCGCCCCACACAGACCAAUCCCCCCUCGGGUCGAUUCGGGGGCGUUCUCGACCCGAGGACCAAGCGGGUCCAGACAUGGAAUCGCGCUCUCCUCCUCGCACGUGGCAUCGCCCUCGCGGUUGAUCCCCUCUACCUCUACGCCCUCUCCAUCGGGAGAGGCGGCUCGCCCUGCCUCUACAUGGACGGCGGGUUGGCCGCCGUCGUCACCGCUGUCCGUACGUGCGUGGAUGUGCUCCACCUGUGGCACGUGUGGCUGCAGUUCCGGCUCGCCUACGUGUCCAGGGAGAGCAUGGUGAUUGGCUGCGGCAAACUCGUGUGGGACGCACGUGCCAUCGCUUCCCAUUACGUCCGCUCCUUCAAGGGCUUCUGGCUCGAUGCCUUCGUCAUUCUCCCAAUCCCUCAGAUUGUUUAUUGGUUGGUUUUACCAAAACUGAUCAGAGAAGAGAAAAUCAAAGUUAUAAUGACAGUAAUCUUAUUAAUGUUCUUGUUCCAAUUCCUCCCAAAAGUCUACCACUCCAUUAUUUUAAUGAGAAGAAUGCAGAAGGUCACUGGUUACAUCUUUGGCACCAUUUGGUGGGGCUUUGGCCUCAAUCUCAUUGCCUAUUUCAUUGCCUCUCAUGUCGCUGGGGGCUGCUGGUAUGUUCUUGCAAUACAGCGAGUUGCUUCUUGCAUCCAGCAGCAUUGUGAGAGGAACAAGUGCAACCUAUCUCUGUCUUGCUCCGAGGAGGUCUGUUAUCAGUUUCUUGCAACGGCUACGACAGUUGGAAAUCCGUGUGGUCGACAUUCGACCGCAACAUUUAGGAAGGCGUUAUGCUUGGAUGUUAAUGGUCCGUUCCGCUAUGGUAUCUACAAGUGGGCUCUUCCAGUCAUUUCUAGCAAUUCGGUUGCAGUCAAAAUCCUUUAUCCCAUCUUUUGGGGCUUAAUGACUCUUAGCACCUUUGGCAAUGAUCUGGAGCCGACGAGUCAGUGGCUAGAAGUAUGCUUCAGUAUCUGCACGGUGCUCAGUGGAUUGCUGCUUUUCACUCUUUUGAUUGGUAAUAUCCAGGUACUUUUGCACGCCGUCAUGGCGAGGAGGCGGAAAAUGCAGCUGAGAUGUCGAGAUUUGGAGUGGUGGAUGAGGAGACGACAAUUGCCAUCUCGUUUGAGACACCGAGUUCGACACUACGAACACCAGCGAUGGGCAACCAUGGGUGGAGAAGAUGAGAUGGAACUAAUCAAAGACUUGCCUGAAGGUCUUAGAAGAGACAUUAAGCGCCAUCUUUGUGUUGAUCUUAUCAGAAAGGUACCUCUGUUCCAAAACCUGGAUGAGCUUAUUCUCGACAACAUCUGUGAUCGAGUCAAGCCACUUGUAUUCUCCAAAGAUGAAAAGAUUAUUAGAGAAGGAGAUCCUGUUCCAAGGAUGUUGUUCAUAGUGCGUGGAUGUGUAAAGAGUAGCCAAAGCCUGAGCAAGGGCAUGACAGCGACAAGCUUGAUCGAACCGGGAGGGUUUCUUGGUGACGAGCUGCUAUCGUGGUGUCUUCGACGCCCGUUUCUCGAGAGGCUUCCAGCUUCAUCAGCGACAUUUGUUUGCAUCGAACCAACAGAAGCAUUUGCCCUGAAUGCAGACCAUUUGAAAUACAUAACCGAUCACUUCCGCUACAAGUUCGCCAACGAGAGACUUAAGAGAACGGCGAGAUAUUACUCUUCCAACUGGAGAACAUGGGCGGCCGUGAACAUACAAUUUGCCUGGCGUCACUACAGAAAGAGGACGAGACGUCCAGUGAUUGCUGUGGUGGAAAACGGAAGCCAUGAACGUCGACUUUUGCGGUAUGCUGCAAUGUUCAUGUCGUUCAGACCACACGACCAUCUUGAAUAGUAAACUUGCCUCCAAUUCUUCAAUUCUUUUCUAAAGCCAUUCAUCCAUAUCAUUUUCAUAUUAUUCUAUCUCUAUCCAUGUCUCUCAGGAAAGACAUGGAAUUGAAAAUGAAUGUUUAGAGAGUAGUGACAUGUAGUUAGGUGUUUCUCAUUUAGUUGGAAAAUGAGAUGUAUUUUAAUGCCAAGAUGGAGCUAUCUAUAUAUAUACAAACAUUUUCCACCUCGA